Triticum dicoccoides is the source of this 2821-nucleotide messenger RNA. RefSeq lists its product as uncharacterized. NCBI's taxonomy places the organism in Eukaryota, Viridiplantae, Streptophyta, Magnoliopsida, Poales, Poaceae. Gene Ontology annotation, molecular function: protein binding. The record is from RefSeq and is a predicted model, not a curated record. The coding region runs from base 198 to 1328 and encodes 376 amino acids. The transcript is spliced from 2 exons.
UCUACCUCCUCCCCCCGAUCCCCUUCUCCCUACGCCCACCUCCCCGGCUGCGCCCUCUCUCUUCCCCGCCGGCCGCGUUUCCAGCCGGCAGCUGAGUCCACACCGGCCGCGUAUCAAUCCCCUUCGUCGCCGCCCACCGGUCCAAGCUAUUCCCCUCCCGAAACCCUCCCUCGCUUCCACCGACCGGCCGGCCGACCAUGCCGCAGCUGCCGGACGAGCUCCUGGAGGAGAUCUUCCUCCGCCUCCCGCCGGACGAGCCCGCGGCGCUCGUGCGGGCCUCCCUCGCCAGCAAGCCCUGGCUCGCCCUCCUCACCGGCACCGCCUUCCGCGGCCGCUACCGCGAGUUCCACGGCGCUCCCCCGAUGCUGGGCUUCCUCUACUCGGUGUUCGACGUCUCCGGCCACGAGGGAGACCCCGCCCCACUCCUCGUCUCCACCUCCAAGUUCCGCGCGCGCAUUCCGGACUUCGCCAGUACGGACCAGGACUUUGAUUUGGUUGUGUGGGACUGCCGCCAUGGCCGGGUUCUCCUCGGGGAUGCGGAUUUGUCUUCUAGGCUGCUCGUGGUUUGGGACCCCAUGACGGGCUGCACUCGGCAGCUGGAUGGGCCGGACGAUAUUGGCAAGAUCGCGGUGCUCUGCGCGGUGAGCGGCUGCGACCACCGCUCGUGUCACGCCGGCCCGUUCAAGCUGGUCUGCGUCGCCGUGGACGAUAGUGUAGAUGGUGAGCAUGUUGCACGCGUAUGCGUGUCGUCGCCGGACAUGGGUGACUCUGAUGAGUGGAAGGAGCAGUGCCCUGGUCUUGAUGUUGCAGCGGAUGCAUUCAUCUAUGAUAUACCCGCUGUCCUCCUCCACGACGCACUCCACUUCAUACUUGGGUACUACGAUGAUAAUCGUGUGGGAAUUCUCAAGUACAGCUUGGCCUCUGAUUCUUUAUCAUUGAUUGAUGUGCCGUUUGCCGCUCGUGCCGAUAUCCUCAUGGCCAUGAAGGAUGGCAGUCUGGGGAUUGCACAUGUGGACAGCAGGUUAACCCUCUACGUGUGGUCCAGACAAAUAGAUUCCAACGGAGUUGCGUCAUGGACUCAUGGUAGAGUUGUGGAUCUUAAGAACAAUAUCCCUAUUAAAAAUCCCAAGAGAAUACCUAGUCUGAUCGGAUCUGUGGAGGGCAGUGAUAUCAUUUUCGUGAACACGGGUCAUUGCGUCUACGAGAUUGAUCUCAAGACACUAGAGUGGAAGGAGCGAAUGAAGGGGCGCAACUUCCAUUGUUUGAUUCCGUACAUGAGCUUCUACAAUCCUCCAGAAAGGAUGAUCCCUGGUGAUGCGUCACGUUGAGAAUGCGCGGUUGAGUAUGCAGGAUGCUACUACUCAUCAAUAAGAAACAUGACAACUUGGAGGCAUACUACUUAGUAGACUUUGGGUGCAGUGGUGCCUGCAUGUUUUCUCAUAUUAGUGUUGGCUUUUGUCUGUUAGUUUGACAGUUUCACCGUGUCGUCGUUUGCGUAAGUAGGUGAACCGUAAGUAGAUGUCCAGAACUAGCGGCUCCCUGAUAUUUCUAUCGAUAUAGAUAAUUUUGUUUGCACUACACCUACAUUUCAAGUGCCAAUGUGAUGUUGCUGCAGUUCUGUUAGAGAGCGAUGCUACUGAAGAGUAUAGAUUUAAACUGGUGUCUUGAGCUGUAAGUUUAUAGAGAUCUAACAGAGUAACAUGAUAUGAGCUGUGUCACUGCAUGGGGAUCUAACAGAGCUCUCACUUGUUUUAGAAAACCCGCAUAAAGUUCUCACUUAAUCCAGUAGCUCCAUGGAAUGUUAGGUCCAUGUAGUGAGAUGAAAAUGUGGUCAGAGAACAAGGCUAUAGUGAUCAAUGCAAUUGUCUUGGUAGUAUAAUUUCCAGACUGACUCCACUGAUUUUUCUUCUUACAUAAGAUUUGCUAUUACUCGAGAUCAUGAGCACACAUUUCUCUGUGCUUUCUCUAAGUCUAUCCUUCACGGGCACAACGAAUUGCAUUUUAAGUUGGCUGAUUUUCUGCAUGUCAUGUGAAUGCCUUGGAUUUACAUGACCCGCCCGUCUCUCUUCCACUUUUAUUUCAGAUGUGGUUUCUUUACAGUAGGAUAUAUAUUUUGAUCUUUUUUUGUAUCCAAUAUUUUGAUCUUAUUUGUGCACAAUGCUGCAGAAUUCUCUAGUCAACAGGAAAGAUGGUCACUAGGAGGCAACAUGGAGCUUGCGAUUAACUGUGUCACUAGCUGGUAGGUGUUUUUGGUGGUGCUUACUUUUCCAUGCUGUUCUUGGCUGUUGUAAGUUUUCCAUGCUUUUCCACUUGACGUGUAGUACCUCCGUUCCAUAAUUUUUGUCGUGGUUUUAGUUCAAAGAAUUAUGGAACGGAGGGAGUAAUAGUGUGGUUUCUGGCAUGCGCUUGUGACGUAGGCAUGGGCCUGGGCUGUCAGGUCUCAGGUGACUUACAAAUCUGACUGGGGUUUAUCCUCCUUCUUUAAAAGCGAAAUGUGAUUCUGAAAUCUGAAUUGACCAUGCAUGGCUCAAGUACUAAUUUGGUUUUGAGCGGUUAAAUCUUGGCCACAGGCCACCUGUUAAACUAGACCAGUUGGUUUUAACGUCGGUUAUGGCACCGCUUAUAUUCCGGGAAGUGUUGCUUUAUUCAUCGGCACUUGAAGAGUGAGGAUCAUCUAACAAGAUUGUUGGGACACAUACCCAGUUCUGAAGUAUGCGGAAGGGUGGCCCCGGGCGAUGCGGCACAUUGAGAAUGCACGGUUGAGUAUGCUGGAUGCUAUUCAUAAAUAGGAAACAUGACAACUUGGAGGCAUGUUGUGUGA